Messenger RNA from Caenorhabditis briggsae, 240 nucleotides. Bases 1 to 240 code for a protein of 79 amino acids. The transcript is spliced from 2 exons. Gene Ontology annotation, cellular component: extracellular region. Gene Ontology annotation, molecular function: hormone activity. Lineage: Eukaryota; Metazoa; Nematoda; Chromadorea; Rhabditida; Rhabditidae. The record is from RefSeq and is a predicted model, not a curated record.
AUGAAGAUCAGUAUUCUACUCACGGUUUUAGUCCUCAUCCUCUUCUUGGGCGCUCAGGCCGGACCUGCAAAAUUUAUCAGAAAGAGAUAUUGCGGUGCUAAAAUGUUAAACAUCUUGGAAAAAUACUGUGACCCAUCGGAGAAAUGCUCGAUUCCAUCAGAAGAGGAUUUGCAUGACAUUUGCGCAAAAGGUGUUACCAUGGAGCAGCUCACAUCUUACUGCUGUGAGGAGAGCCAAUAA